AUGGCGGGGAAGGUGGCGGCGGCUGAGCCCCUGGGGCGGACGGCGGAGGAGGCGGCCUGGGCGGAGACGCUGCGCGGGGCCUGCGAGCCCGAGCACCACUGGCGGUACCGCCGGGAGUUCCUGCUGCGCAACGUGGGGGAGCCGCCGGCGGCGGGCAGCGCUCAGCUGCAGCGCCUGGUGUCCCUCUCCAUGGUGUGGGCCAACCACGUCUUCCUGGGAUGCCGGUACCCGCCGCAGGUCAUGGAGAAGGCGCUGGAAAUGGCUGAAGGCAUCCAAGUGACCGGCGCGCCUGUCCGCACCACGAGAGACGAACUGGUUGCCAAGGUGAAGAAAAGAGGCAUAUCAAGUAGCAAUGAAGGGCUAGAGCAGCCCUCCAAGAGACAAGCUGUUGAGAAAAGCAAAGACUCUAAGGAUGCUGGAAAGGAUGUGAAAACAAUCAAGGCAGAAGCCCUGAAGGAAACAGAGAGCACAUUGCCAAAAAAGCAAGAAAAAGGUACUAGCAAAGAUCCAGAAACUUCCCAGUCAACUUGCAGCUCAGAUCAAGAAAUGGUCGUAGCAUCAGACAUAGAAACAGAAGGGAAACCUGCUAAUGCUGAAAAUACUGCUGAGCAAAAGUCAUCCUCAUCUGAAAAAGAGCCAGGAAAGAAGCCUGUCUCAAGCCCAUCUGAAGAAAGCAAGUGCGAAAAUGUGCCAUCGCCUGAAAAGAAAACUACAGUAAGUGUAGCGCCGCUGGCUGCCAAAAGCACCCUGCAGCCAGAGGCAGUGGCGGCAGCAGUGCCACCAGCUGCCAAGAGCACCCCACAGGCAGCAGUCGUGGCAGUGGCAGUGCCAUCAACCUCCAAGAGCACCCCACAGGCAGCAGCAGUACCACUGAUUGCCAAGGGCACCCCACAGACUGCAGCAGUGGCAGCAGCAGUGCCACCAACCACCAAGAGCACCCCACAGGUAGCAGUGGUGGCAGCAACAGUGUCACCAGCUUCCAAGAGCACCCCACAGGCAGCGGUGGUGGCAGCAGCCAUGCCACUGACCACUAAGAGCACCCCACAGGUGGCAGCUGUGCCACCAACCACCAAGAGCACCCCCCAGACAAAUGCUGCACUGCUGUCUUCCAAAAACCAAGCGAGUACCCCAGCAGCAGUGUCCAAGAGUGCUGCUCAAGUGGGCAGUUCACUGCUUCUGGCACCCAAGAGCAGCACUCCGGUGGGCACCUCGCUGCUCCUGUCCCCCAAGGGCCCCGCUAAGGUGGGCUCCUCGAUUCUGGCCUCCAAGAGCAGUGCUGAGGUGGCCGCCUCGUUGCUGGCCGCUCGGAGUGGCGCGCAGCCAGGAUCCUCACUGCUCGCUUCCAAGAGCAGCGCUCAGGUGGCUGCCUCGCUGCUGGCUGCCCGGAGUGGAGCUCAGCAAGGUCCCUCCUCCCGGGGUGGAGCUCAGGCAGGUGCUUCCCUGCUGGCUUCCAAGAGUGGCUCACAGGCAGGUGAAAGCCCUGCUAAGGCUUUGUGCAAACCAUUAACCAGUGAAGAUGCAAAGGAAAGACAGCCUUUUUUUAACAGACUCUACAAAGCUGUAGCCUGGAAACUGGUUGCUGUUGGAGGCUUCAGUCCUAAUGUAAAUCAUGCAGAACUUCUAAACUCAUCUAUUCAGUCCGUAAAAGCUACAUUAGAUGUUGCUUUUGUUCCCCUGAAGGAACUUGCAGACCUGCCUCAAAAUAAAAGCUCUCUAGAAAAUAUAGUUUGUGAACUGAGGUGCAAGUCUGUCUACUUGGGUACUGGCUGUGGUAAAAGUAUGGAAAAUGCCAAAGCAGUGGCUUCAAGAGAAGCUUUGAAAUUAUUCCUCAAGAAGAAAGUUAUUGUGAAGAUAUGUAAAAGAAAAUACAAAGGCAGUGAAAUUGAAGAUUUGGUGCUUCUGGAUGAAGAGUCAAAGCCUUCAAAUUUGCCUCCAGCUUUAAGAAAUCCUCGUGAGAUCUUGUAGGGGAGAAUCACUGUUUCUACUGUGUAUAGUAUUUCAAUACAAGGACUGAAGGUUAAUUUUGUACUUUGAAAAUGUAGGCUUCCAGAUAUUUUGUAUUUCUUUCUCAGUUUUGCAAGACAAUGAUAGUUCUUUCACUCAGUAGCAAUUGUAUAAAACUUGUUAGAGAUGACAAGUGUGCAUUUAAAGGUAUUGCCUUAAUAUACAGCACACUAGUGUGCUGUUGUAUUUGCAAAAUAGUCUACCUAACUAUUCUAUUUUUAAUUAAAGUAUUAAGGUACAAUUUGCUGUAAAACCUGACAUUUUUGUAAUUCUUACAAUUUGAUGGCAGUGUGCUCAAUUGUCUACCAUGUCUUUUCUAGCCACAUAGAAGUGUGUACGUAGGGACCAUAAUACUUGAAUGAUUGAAGGUUAUUUAAAAAUUUCAAUCAAAAAGUUGGAUUGUCUGUUUCAGGCUUGUUCCUCAUAAUGUUCACUGUUGAUCAUAUUAGGAGAGAAAGUAGUUGGUUGACUAUUUUUAUGGGAUGUUUUCAUAACACUUGCAAUAUAAGUGACACCCUGAUCCCAUUUAACAUUAUACUAGCAGGUUAGAGCCACAGCGUCACACUGGUGACUUAGUAAUUAGUCAAGUCACAG
Neopelma chrysocephalum (saffron-crested tyrant-manakin) is the source of this 2598-nucleotide messenger RNA. RefSeq names its product CDKN2A interacting protein (gene CDKN2AIP). The coding region runs from base 1 to 1965 and encodes 654 amino acids. NCBI's taxonomy places the organism in Eukaryota, Metazoa, Chordata, Aves, Passeriformes, Pipridae. Gene Ontology annotation, cellular component: nucleolus; nucleoplasm. The transcript has 3 exons. The record is from RefSeq and is a predicted model, not a curated record.